Caenorhabditis bovis is the source of this 7284-nucleotide messenger RNA. Lineage: Eukaryota; Metazoa; Nematoda; Chromadorea; Rhabditida; Rhabditidae. The record is from the annotation of a GenBank genome assembly.
AUGGCUGAUUCGAGUGAUUCGCAUGCGCCACCGGAGCCGGUGCUUGAGGUGCCACCACCGCGAGAGAUUCGUAUCUUGGAAACUGCUGAUGACAUUCAAAAUCGUCGUCAGGAGGUUCUUGGACAUUACUCGCAGUUCAAGGAUUUCUCUAAAACCAAGAGAGACCGGCUAGAGGAAGCUCGUCAAUUCCAAUAUUUCAAACGAGAUGCCGACGAGCUCGAAGUAUGGAUUUUGGAAAAGUUGCAAACGGCGCAAGAAGAAAGCUUCAAAGAUCCAACAAAUCUUCAGGCUAAGAUCCAGAAGCAUGAAGCUUUCGAGGCCGAAGUUCAAGCUCAUGCGAAGACCAUUGCGAAUCUCGAUAAGACCGGAAAUGCCAUGAUUCAGCAUAAUCAUUUCGCCAGUGAUGUCAUCAAGAAGCGAUUAGAGGAACUUCAUGCCCUUUGGGAUAAACUCUUCUUCAAGCUUAAGGAUAAGGGAAUUAAGCUACAACAAGCUUUAAAACUAUUGCAUUUCAUCCGUCAAUGCGAUGAAGUUUUGUAUUGGAUUCGAGAGAAAGAAACCUAUGUCACCGCAGAAGACAUGGGAAUGGAUCUUGAACAUGUCGAAAUCCUUCAGCGCAAAUUCGACGAUUUCCUUAAAGAACUCGGAAACCACCAAUAUCGUAUUAAUGAAAUCAAUCAAGCUGCCGAUAGAUUGGUCGAGGAAGGACACUCGGAGCACGAUCAAAUUUAUAAGAAGCGUGAUGACGUCAAUGAUGCGUGGCACAGAUUGAACACCCUUGCUGCUACUCGUAAGGAAGGACUCUUCGGAGCUCAUCAAGUUCAACGCUUCAACCGCGAUGCUGAUGAGACUCUGGCUUGGAUAGGAGAGAAGGAUGCUGCGUUGUCCAGCGAUGAUUAUGGAAGAGACCUUAACAAUGUUCAAGCUCUUCAACGAAAACAUGAAGGAACUGAAAGAGAUCUUGCUGCGCUUGAAGGCAAAAUGCAGCAACUUGAGAAGGAAGCUCUGAAGCUCGCUGAGACUCAUCCAGAUCGUGCUGAUGCUAUUCACCAGAAGAAUAAUGACACCAAAGAUGCUUGGAACGCUCUUAAGAACAAAGCUCAACAGCGUAAAGAAGGGCUUGAAAGAAGCUAUCAGCUUCAUAGAUUCCUUGCCGAUUACCGUGAUCUCACCUCUUGGAUUCAAGAUAUGAAAGCUGUGAUUGGAGCUGAUGAGCUCGCUAAAGAUGUUGCUGGAGCUGAAGCACUCUUGGAGAGCCAUCAAGAGCACAAAGGAGAGAUUGACGCGCGUGAAGACUCAUUCAACCAAACUGCGGCUUCUGGCCAGAAGCUCCUUGAAAUGGAGAUUGCUGAAAGUCCAGAAGUUCGCGAUAAACUCGAGAAGCUUGCUCAAGAAAAAGCCGCACUUCUUGGGCUUUGGGAAGAACGCCGUAUUCUCUAUGAACAAUGCAUGGAUCUCCAACUAUUCUACCGUGAUACCGAACAGGCCGAGACAUGGAUGAACAAACAAGAGGCUUUCCUUGCCAACACCGAUUUGGGUGAUUCUUUGGAUUCAGUGGAACACCUCAUCAAAAAGCACGAAGAUUUCGAGAAAUCGUUGGCUGCCCAAGAGGAGAAGAUCAAUGCUCUUGACGAGUUUGCUACGAAAUUGAUUCAGGGAAAACACUAUGCUGCAGAUGAUGUUGCCAAGAGACGUCAAGCUCUUCUUGAUAGACGUCGCCGUCUUCUUGACAAAGCUCGUCUUCGCGGAAAUGCUCUCAGAGAAAGCUAUAAGCGUCAGACGUUCGACCGCGAUUGCGAUGAGAUGGCCAGCUGGAUCACCGAAAAACUCACUACUGCUCGCGAUGAUUCAUAUCUUGACCCAACCAACAUUCGUGGAAAACUCCAAAAGCACAUCAACUUCGAACAAGAACUCAAGGCUAACGAGAACCGCCUUGAUGAUAUCCGCGCCACCGGUGAACAAAUCAUUGAGAGCGGACAUUUCGCUGCUGAUCACAUUGGUGAUCGUCUUCGUCAAGUCAACAGCUUGUGGAACGAGCUUGUCGAUGCUACGAACAAGAAAGGAGCAAAGCUUCGUGAAGCUGGAAACGAGCAGCAAUUUAACCGCAACAUCGAAGACGUCGAAUUGUGGCUAAGCGAGUUGGAAGGACAAAUCGCUUCGGAAGAUUAUGGAAAGGAUCUUGUAUCAGUACAAAACCUUCAGAAGAAACUCGGCCUUCUCGAAAGCGACUACAAUGCUCACAAUGAUCGUAUUGAAGGAAUCAAGGGAUUGGCUAAGCAAUUCGAGCAAGAAGAGCAUUUCAACGCUCCAGUGAUUGUUCGCAAGCAAGAAGCUUUACAUCAACGCUACAGCCAACUCCGCGAGCCACUAGAGAAGCGAAAGAGAAAGCUUGGUGAAUCUCUUCAAGGAAACCAACUAUUCCGAGAUAUCGAAGAUGAAUUGGCGUGGAUUCGCGAGAAGGAGCAAGUGGCUGGAUCGACCAAUAGAGGCCGCGAUUUGAUCGGAGUCCAAAAUCUCAUCAAGAAACAACAAGCCCUUAUUGCUGAGAUUGCAAAUCACGAGAACCAAAUCGACAGCGUUAGCAAGUCUGCUGAAGACAUGAUUCAACAGGGUCAUUUCUUGGCUCCGGAAAUCCGCGACAAGCUCGCGCAACUCCGAGACAACUGGAGAAUCCUCAAGACUAAGGCUGAGAAGCGCCGUGGAGAAUUGGAUGACUCUCUUCAAGCCCAUCAAUACUUGUCGGAUGCCAAUGAAGCUGAUGCGUGGAUGAGCGAGAAGGAGCCAAUCGUUGGAUCCACUGACUAUGGAAAAGACGAGGACUCUGCUGAAGCUUUGCUCAAAAAGCAUCGCGCUCUUCUUUCGGAUCUUGAAGCAUUCAAGGGAAUCAUUGAAGACCUUCGCAAACAAGCUUCCCAAUGCAAGUAUCAGGAACAGCCAAUGGGUCAGCUUGGACGUGAUUGCGUUCUCGCUCUCUACGACUAUCAAGAGAAGUCUCCACGUGAGGUCUCGAUGAAGAAGGGAGACGUUCUUACACUCAUCAACGCUUCAAACAAGGACUGGUGGAAGGUUGAAGUUAACGAUCGUCAAGGAUUUGUUCCAGCUGCCUACGUGAAAAGAAUCGAGCCAGGAUCAGCUCAACAACACACCCAGCAACAGGUCAACUCGAUUGGAGGAAAGCAAUCUGAAAUUGAAGACAAAUAUCAGAGAUUGAUGAUGCUUGGCGAGACUCGCAAGAGAAAACUUGAGGAGGCCUGCAAGGGAUACCAACUCCUCCGUGAAGCUAACGAUCUCGCUGAAUGGAUUAAGAGCCGCGAGGCCGUCGCCGCACAACAGGAGAUUGGAACCGAUCUCGAGCAGGUCGAGGUUCUCCAGAAAAAGUUUGAUGAUUUCAAGGGCGACCUCAAAGCAAACGAGGUUCGCCUCCAAGAAAUGAACCAAAUCGCCACUGCUCUCACUUCUGUCGGACAAACUGAAACUGCCGUCCGCAUUCGUCAGCAAAUCGAGGAUCUUAACAACAGAUGGCGCGCACUCGAAGAACAAACUGAAGCGCGCGAACAACAACUUGGAUCAGCUCAUGAAGUUCAAAGAUUCCACCGCGAUGUUGAUGAGACUCGCGACUGGAUCCAAGAGAAGGAUGAUGCUCUUGAUAGUGAGGACUUCGGAAGAGAUCUCCGCUCUGUUCAAGCCCUUCAACGCAAGCACGAAGGUGUUGAAAGAGAUUUGGCUGCUCUUGGAGACAAGAUCAAAUCUCUUGAUGAGAAAGCCAACCGACUCCGUCAGUCUCAUCCAGAAGCUGCUGAACAGAUCUAUGACUUGCAACGCGAAUUGAACGAGCAAUGGAACCGCUUGACUUCCAAGGCUAACAACAGAAAGGAAAAACUUCUUGACUCGUAUGAUUACCAACGCUUCCUUUCCGACUUCCGCGAUCUUAUGCAAUGGAUUGGAUCGAUGAACCAGCUCGUGAGCAGCCAAGAGCUUGCAAAUGAUGUUACUGGUGCUGAAGCUCUUCUUGAACGUCAUCAGGAAUACAGAACCGAAAUCGAUUCCCGUGCCGCCACAUUCCAAGCAUUCGACCAAUUCGGAAACCAACUUCUUAAUAGCCAUCACUAUGCUGAGAAGGAUAUUGAAAAACGUUUGCAAGAUGUUAACGAUGCUCGCCGUGGUCUUGAAGAUGCCUGGGUUGCUCGCAGAAACAUUCUCGAUCAGUGCUUGGAGCUUCAACUCUUCUACCGUGACUGUGAACAAGCUGACACCUGGAUGUCGGCUCGUGAAGCUUUCUUGUCGCAAGAGGACCCAACCGGAGACAACGUUGAGAGUCUCAUCAAGAAGCACGAAGACUUCGAUAAGGCGAUCAACACCCAAGAAGAGAAAAUCAAGGGGCUCAAACUCUUUGCUGAAUCGCUCAUCAACAACCAACACUAUGACGCACCAGCCGUUGCUCGCAAGAGAGAUCAAAUUUUGGAUCGCUGGAACAACCUGAAGGAUGCUCUGAUCCAGAGACGUUCGAAGCUUGGAGAAUCCCAAACCCUCCAACAGUUCAGCAGAGAUGUCGAUGAGAUUGAAAACUGGAUGGCGGAGAAGUUCCAAAUCGCUCAAGAAGAAAACUACCGCGACCCAACAAACAUUCAACAAAAGCAUCAGAAGCAACAAGCCUUCGAAGCCGAACUUCAUGCCAACUCGGACAGAAUUGCUGCAAUUAUUCAAGCCGGAACCAACCUUAUCGACAAUGCCAAGUGCGGUGGAGGUGAGGCUGCUGUCAAGGCUCGUCUGAAGGCAUUGAACGAUCAGUGGGAUCUUCUUGUCAAGACCACCACCGAAAAGAGUUACCGUCUCAAGGAGGCCAACAAACAAAAAAGCUUCAUGGCUGCUGUCAAAGAUUUGGAAUUCUGGUUGGGAGAAGUUGAAAUCCUCCUUCAAUCUGAUGAUUACGGAAAGGAUCUUGCCUCUGUUGAGAAUCUUUUGAAGAAACAUUCGCUGUUGGAAGCUGAUAUUGCUGCCCAUCAGGAUCGUGUUGCUGAAAUGAACGACCAAGCUGAUUCUCUCCUCGACAAUGACCAGUUCCAAGGACAGCAAAUCGCUGAGCGUAGAAAGAUGAUCAACGAUCGCUAUGACAACAUCAAGAAGAUGUCAGCUGAUCGUCGUGACAAGUUGAGCAAAGCUCUUAAUGUUCAUCAAUUCUUCCGUGAUAUUGAUGACGAGGAGUCAUGGAUUAAGGAGAAAAAGCUCUUGGUGUCUUCUGAUGACUAUGGACGUGAUCUUCCUGGAGUCCAAAACCUUCGCCGCAAGCAUCGCCGUAUCGAUACUGAACUGGCUAGUCACGAGCCACAGGUCUCGCAGGUUAAGCUAAAAGGACAAGAGCUUUUGCGAUCAGCCGCUGAAGCUGGAGUUGGUGAGGACCAAAUUAAGAAGCGUAUGGAGGAUCUCGAAAACAGCUGGGGACAAAUUCGCGACCUAACUGGAAACCGUCAAAAACGCCUUGACGAAUCCGAAGUAUUCCAAGAGUUCUUGGGAGACGUAGAAGAGGAAGAGGCAUGGAUGAAUGAGAAACAACAAAUUCUCGGAUCCGACAACUACGGUGACAACAUGGCUGGAGUUCAAGGACUUCUCAAGAAGCACGACACCUUCCAAGUUGACUUGGAGCUUCACAAACAACGUGUCGCUGAUCUCGUCAAUAAGGGAGACAAACUGAUUGCGAAUGGAAACCAUCACGCUCCACACAUCAAGCAACGAUGCGAUCAACUCCGAAAUCGUCUUACUGAUAUUGAAGCUAUGGCAGAACGACGUCUUGCCAAACUUCGCGACAACUCUGCCUAUCUUCAAUUCAUGUGGAAAUGCGACGUUGUUGAGAGCUGGAUUGCCGAGAAGGAACAACAAGUGCGAUCGGAGGACUAUGGACGUGAUUUGUCGUCGGUCCAAAUUCUUCUUACCAAACAAGAGGCUUUCGACGCUGGACUCAAUGCAUUUGAGCAUGAAGGAAUCCAAAGAAUCACCGAGCUCAAGGAUCAACUCGUUUCCAGCGAACAUCAACAAUCGCCAGCUAUUGAGAAACGUCACUCAAAUGUGAUUCAAAGAUGGCAGCAGCUUCUUGCUCAUUCCGAGGCUCGCCGCCAGAAGUUGUUGAAGAUGCAGCAGCAAUUCAAACAAAUUGAGGAGCUCUAUCUCGCAUUCGCCAAGAAGGCUUCCACCUUCAACUCGUGGUUCGAGAAUGCCGAGGAGGAUCUUACCGAUCCUGUCAGAUGCAAUUCUUUGGAAGAAAUUCGUGCUCUUCGCGAUGCCCAUGCCGAGUUCCAGCGUUCAUUGUCCUCCGCUGAAGAGGACUUCCGCCAACUUCAAGAUCUUGAUCGUCGGAUCAAGUCGUUCAAUGUGGGCCCCAACCCUUAUACUUGGUUCACUAUGGAUGCCCUCGAAGACACGUGGCGCAACCUUCAGAGAAUCAUCAAGGAGAGAGAACAAGAGCUUGCUAAGGAGCAUCAACGACAGGAAGAGAACGAUAAGCUUCGAAGAGAAUUCGCGAAAUUGGCUAAUGCUUUCCAUACUUGGCUGACAAACACCCGACAAGAAAUGAUGGAAGCUGGAGGAUCUCUUGAGGAGCAAUUAGACGCUGUGAAACGAAAGGCUUCAGAGAUCAGAGCAAACAAAACGCAACUGCGACAAAUUGAAGAAAAAGGUGCAAUGCUUGAGAGGAACCUUAUCCUGGACAACAGGUACACUGAGCAUUCCACUGUUGGUAUUGCUCAAGCCUGGGACCAACUAGAUCAGCUGGCUAUGAGAAUGCAACACAAUUUGGAGCAACAGAUCCAGGCCAGAAAUCAAUCGGGAGUCACGGAAGAGGCAUUGAGAGAAUUCUCGAUGAUGUUCAAACAUUUCGACAAGGACAAGACUGGAAGACUCGACCACCGGCAAUUCAAGAGCUGUCUGCGGGCUCUUGGAUACGAUUUGCCAAUGGUGGAUGAGGAACAACCAGAACCAGAAUUCCAGAGAAUUUUGGAUAUUGUUGAUCCGAACAGAGAUGGUUACGUGACACUCCAAGAGUACAUGGCCUUCAUGAUCAGCAAGGAAACCGAGAAUAUCCAAUCGUCAGAGGAAAUUGAGAUGGCGUUCAGAGCACUUUCCAAGGAAUUCCGACCAUAUGUCACUGCCGAAGAACUUUACGCGAACCUCACACCCGAGCAAGCGGAGUUCUGCAUAAAGAGAAUGAAGCCGUACACAGACGCCAUUUCCGGAAGAUCAAUUCAAGGAGGACUCGACUACGAGCAAUUCGUGCACGCUCUUUUCCAGAGCUAA